Messenger RNA from Schistocerca cancellata (South American locust), 915 nucleotides. RefSeq names its product keratin, type I cytoskeletal 9-like. The transcript is spliced from 2 exons. Bases 1 to 915 code for a protein of 304 amino acids. Lineage: Eukaryota; Metazoa; Arthropoda; Insecta; Orthoptera; Acrididae. The record is from RefSeq and is a predicted model, not a curated record.
AUGAGGACUGUCUUGGUGUGCCUGCUGGCGGUGGUGGCGCUGGUGGCAGCGGAGACCCAACAACCUACCGCUGACAGUGCCGCCCAGUCGUCGACGGCCAAAGAGAAGCGCGGCAUUCUGGGACUGGGCAGCUACGGGGGCUACGGCCUCGGCAGCUACGGAGGCUACGGCGGCGGAUACGGCUAUGGCGGCGGCCUAGGUUACGGAGGCGGUAUCGGCUACGGAGGCGGUAUCGGCUACGGAGGCGGUCUCGGUGGCCUGGGAGGCGGUCUCGGAGGCUUCGGAGGAGGCCUGGGAGGAGGUCUGGGAGGAGGCAUCGGCGGCGGUGCCGUCGCGGUGACCACCGUGAACCAGGCGGUCCCCGUGCCCGUCCCCGUGCCCCAGCCGGUCACCGUCACGCGUGCCGUACCCGUGCCCGUGCCCCAGCCGUACCCCGUCUCGGUGCCCCGACCCGUCCCGGUGCCCCACCCCGUGCCCGUCCCGGUAUCCGUGCCCCGACCCUACCCGGUAGCCGUCCCGCGUCCCGUACCCGUCAAGGUCCCCCACCCCGUGCCCGUCUCCGUGCCCCAGCCCGUGCCCGUGACUGUGCCCCAGCCCGUACCCGUGCCCGUUCCCCAGCCCGUCCCAGUCAGUGUGCCUCAGCCCGUGGCCGUCCCAGUCGCCACCCCGGUCGUCGCUGUAGGUAGCGGCCUGGGAGGAGGCUACGGCGGCGGCCUGGGAGGCGGCUACGGCGGCGGCCUGGGAGGCGGCUACGGCGGCGGCCUGUCCCUCGGCGGAGGAUACGGAGGCGGUCUCUACGGCGGCAGGUACGGGGGCUCCAUCGGAUACGGCGGAGGCUACGGGUACGGCGGCAGCUACGGUGGCAGCUACGGUGGUCUCAGUUCUGGAUACGGGUACGGCCACGGCAUCCACUAG